Molecule: messenger RNA, 2469 nt
Organism: Sarcophilus harrisii (Tasmanian devil)
Lineage: Eukaryota; Metazoa; Chordata; Mammalia; Dasyuromorphia; Dasyuridae
Product: testis-specific serine/threonine-protein kinase 5-like
Exons: 8
Coding region: 668-2092 (474 amino acids)
Biological process (GO): intracellular signal transduction; protein phosphorylation; microtubule cytoskeleton organization
Cellular component (GO): cytoplasm
Molecular function (GO): protein serine/threonine kinase activity; tau-protein kinase activity; ATP binding
Source: RefSeq, a predicted model, not a curated record
GCACACAGUAGGUGCUUAAUAAGUGUUUGUUGAGUGAUUGAUUGAAAGAGAGAAGAGGGAAAGUUGCAGAGAGGCUCAUAAAAGCAGCAGCUUCUUGAUCAUUAGAGCCAGCCUCCAAGGGGGAUGGGCUCCCCAUCCCGGGAGGUCUUCAAGCAGAGGCAGCCAGGGUAACCACUUCUCAGAGAUCCCUGCGAAGCAUGGACUGGGUCUCCUCCGAGGCUCUGAUUCUGGGUGGCCGGGUCACUGCUGAGAGCAAUUGCCCGGCAGGGAAAGAAUGGCUUCGGGACCAUCUCGUGUGGCAGGGACGGGAGCCCAAGCAGAGGACAGCAGCCUGGAAAGGACAAUGCAGGUCCAGGUUCCAGAACUACCAAGUGAGCUUCUAUUCUAGAAUCACUUCCAUACCCAGUCCAAAGCCGCAGUAGCACGUCCUGCCCAACAAGAGAACUCAGUCCUUGCAAAUGCCUAGUCCUUGCUCCUGAGCAGAGUGGGGAGUCUGGGGUGGCGCCUCCUUUUGGGACACCUCCCCUGCCCUCACCCCGGUCUCCUGCACAAGCGCUGGCCCUGAUCAGUCUCUCUGGAGGAGGUCGAGCUGCCCAGCCCCCUGUUUCCCUCUACGACCAGGUGAGCUUGCCAGCUGCCCCACCUCCCCUGGAUCCCCAGCCACAUCAUGAAGAGCAGCAGCAAAAGAGACUCGAACCGGCGCGCGUUCAUGGAUCAGGUGCGGGAGUGCCGAGACAAUGGCUAUCUGCUCUCCUCCAAGAAGAUCGGUUCGGGAGCUUUCUCCAAAGUCUACCUGGGAUACGCUACCCACGAGAGGAUGCGCCAAAACUACAAGCUGUCCUCGGAUCUGAGAGCCAAGCGCCACACUAUGGUAGCCAUUAAGAUAAUAUCUACAGCUGAAGCCCCCUUAGAAUACUCGAGGAAGUUCCUUCCCCGAGAGAUCUACUCCCUCAAUGCCACCUACAAGCACCUGAAUGUGAUUCAGCUUUACGAGACGUACCGGAACAGCCAGCGCUCCUACCUUGUUCUGGAGCUUGCCUCGCGCGGAGACUUGCUGGAGCACAUCAACGCCACGUCGGACCGGCGCUGCUGCCCUGGGUUGGAGGAGGAAGAGGCCAGAAGGCUCUUCCGACAGCUUGUCAGUGCUGUGGCCCACUGCCACAACGUGGGCAUUGUUCACCGGGAUUUAAAGUGUGAGAACAUCCUGCUGGAUGAUCGAGGGUUUGUGAAGCUGACUGAUUUUGGCUUUGCCAAUCGGACCGCAGUGAAGAAUUCUCUGCUGAGCACAUUCUGUGGCUCUGUGGCCUAUACAGCCCCUGAGAUCCUCAUGAGCAAGAAGUAUAAUGGGGAACAGGCUGACCUGUGGAGUCUUGGCGUGAUCCUUUAUGCCAUGGUGACAGGGAAACUGCCCUUCAAGGAGAGACAACCCCACAAAAUGCUGCACCUCAUGCGCCAGAGCCUGGCCUUCCGGCCCAGCCUGUCCCAAGAGUGCCAGGACCUGAUCCAGGGUCUGCUCCAGCUGCGGCCGAGAGCCCGGCUGGGCCUGCAGCAGGUGGCUUCCCACUGCUGGAUGCUGCCUGCGUCCCAUGCCCUGUUCCACAAUGUGCUCAGUGCUACGCCAGGGACUGAGGAGAAAGCCCUGACGGGUGAGCUGGCAUCAGAAGAAUUGGAGGGAUCUGAACCACAGGACCAGGAAGCAGGAGCCCUGAUCCCUGCAACCAUAAGGAUGCUUGAGGGGCCCCCCGAGACCAGCUCUGAGCAGGCCCCAACAAGCGAGCUGUCGGCAACGACCCUGCUUCGGCCUCCCAGUUCCCUCCUCCAGCUGCCAUCUACCCAGCUGGCACAGCCGUUGGGUCCGGGUCCCGGCCCUGCAUCCCCACCCACUCGCCCUCCAUCAAUAGGUCGGCCCAGCAUACUGGCCAGCCUGAAGCCUAAUUUCCACAAGACUGGGAGCUUGCCAUCAUGGGCAGGAAUAGGGCCCCAGAGCCCUUCAGGGGGCAGCCUAGCCGGGCCCAGCGCUUCCCGGCAGAUUCUGUCCCUCUACUCUAUGUCUGUGAUUCGGAAAGCCCCGCUGCACCGCCUGGUCAACUGAGGGAUGGGAAGGGGUUGGAUUGGGUAAGGGGAGUGGGGACAGGGGCCAGAUAAAGUAUUUAUUCUGUCAGAGCUGCUGGAGAUGUCUCUGGGGGAGGGAUGGGGGGACUUGGACUAGGAAUUGGGGGUAUGCCGACAGGGAAAGGAAAGGCAGUCUCCCUCUAACCUAGAGAAGCCUCUAAUCAGACAUAGGCCCCAUUCACGUGCAACCUCCUCAGAAAAUCGGAGAAUAGAAAUGAACACCAAGGGUCACCCAGACCACCUCAAACCACAACAGCCCUCCCUCUCAUGAAGUCUUCCACAAAGUUCUCAGAAGUGAUUUUCUGUUAUUCUAAUAGAAGCUCCUUUUGUAGGUACUUGAGAGGUAGCGAGCAGAGU